AUGACCGUCAUUGUUGAUUGUUUUGAUUUGUGUUGUCUUCCCAUUGUCAAAAAAGUAUUACUAAUUGUUUACCAGAAUAUCUAAUUUCCUUUGAUAAGCACGUAAUUGACUCACUGCCUUGAAUACCACUAUGAUAAUUGUGCUUCCAUUUCGAUAAUGAAUCCCCCUCGUUGCUCAUAAAAAUGUGAGAAGAUAAUUGGACGUGGUGAUGAACUACUUUGUUUUACCUUGACAAAUUAUGUCAAUGAAGCUGAUGUCUGCUGUUAUUCCUACAUCACUGACCAGCCAGAACACGAACAAGUCGGAAGAUUCGAAUAUUUUGCUCAAACAUCUAUUGGAAUGUGUGCAAAAUUGUCAGAAGAGGUUUGGUGGAAAAACAGAGCUUGCAACAGAAUUUGAUAGUUGUGUAAUUGCUCUUUGUUUAACGUUAGAGCAGGUUUUAUCUCAUGGCUUAAGAAGUAAACCAUUAGAACUCCCACAAACAUCUACUUUGAAACAAGUUUCAGGAAUUGUUGCUAGUAGUUUGCUAAUUGGGAAUGAACCAUUGUCAUUUUGGCCCUUUAUAAGAAAUCAUUUAACUCGGCAUGAACAAGAGAGGUAUACAGUUUUGAAAAAUAUCCACACAGAUACUGGUAAAGGAAGGGCUUGGAUCCGUUCAACUCUUAAUGAAAGAUCAUUAGAAAGAUAUAUCAAUACCUUGCUUGGAGAUACCAAAUCAUUAGAGAUAUAUUAUGAAGAUUGGGCAUUACUACGAGAUCAUGAAAAGAGCUCUAUGUUGCCUAAUAUGGCAGCUGGUUUAGCUGCUAUAUUAUUUGCUAUAAGUAUAGAUAAAGUUGAAUUGAAUGAUUUGAAUAGCCAGCAAAAACUCCUCAGUGGCCUUUCAAAAUCUGAACCUGUUAUUGAAGCUCCAAUACAAGAUCCAUCUAAAAAUACAAAAGAAAAAAAGAAAAAGAAGGUUGCUCGACAAUUCAUAUCUUUUGAGGAAGAUAGUUUAUUAUCAUCUAGUAUCCCUUCAAGCUCAGGAAGCUUAUCCUCGGACACAAGCUCAUUGAACGAAACUCAGUACACAUUCAACUCAACUGCACAUUCCAAUAAGGACCAAAAUAAAACGCUUGACAUUAUGGAAGCCAAGAAAGCAGAUCAACCUUCAACGGUUGAAAUAAAAAGGAAAUUAUCAGUGGAAAAUAGUGGAACAUUCACGAAAUAUUCCACAGAAGUUCCAGAAACGUUAACUCCCAUCAGUCAAGCUGAGGUCGGUGAAUUAACCCCUAUUUCUGUCGAAAUAGGAAGGGAAGAUAGGUCUUCUGACUUAUCAGAUGAUUUGGUUGAAGCUCCAAGUGAUAUCAGUGCUGUAUUGACUGCAGUUGAAUCUAAGAAUGAAGAAGAACGAAAAAGAUUCAGGGAAAAAAUUGAAUCUCUAAAUAGGGAGAAUGAAACUUUGAAGGAACAGGUGAAUAAGUACCUGAGUGUAUUGAAAAUGUUGGGAAAAGAUCCAGAUGUGGAGGAUCUGGAUCAAAUUGAGGAACUGCCAAAUUAUAAAAGCGAAGCUGAAAUUUUUGAGAGGAAAUUGGUCCAGGUUGCUGAGAUGCAUGCAGAACUUAUGGAUUUCAAUGUUCAUCUACAACAAGUAAUAUGUGAAAAAGAUCAACUACUGGAACGCCUGAAAACUGAGUUAGAAAUGUUGACAGGUCCUAUUUCUCCAGAAGAGAUUACUUUAGAAGAUAGUUUGGCGAAUGUGCAUGUGUGGAUACCAUCUGCUUUUUUAACAGGUUCUGGUUCCAAUUCACACCAUGUGUAUCAGAUUUUUCUAAGGGCUGGUAAUGAUGAGUGGAAUAUUUACAGGCGAUACGCUCAAUUUCAUGCCUUACACACGGACUUGAAGAAAGUAGAUCCUGCUAUUGCAUUUUUUGAUUUUCCGCCAAAGAAGAGCAUUGGAAAAAAGGACGCAUCGCUAGUGGAAAGCAGAAGAAAAAGGCUUCAAACCUACCUCAGGAGAAUAUUGGCUCACUGGCCUGAGUUAUCUCAUUGUUCCAGUCGACAUUUACUGGAGCAACAUCUUUCAUUCUUCAAAGAUCAAAAGGAAAAUGAACCAACAGCCAGGAACACUAGAAGAAAUAACGAGAAUCAUUAUACAGGGCUGUAAUAAUACUCAAUAAUACUAAUAAAUCAAUGAGAAUGCAGUAUAUUGACUUUAACGAACUGUUACAAAUAUUUAAGUUUUAUAUUUUAUUACAGAAUCGUUAUAUACUAUAAUUGAUACCAAUAAUAUGUACAUAAGCAAACAAUAAAAUAUUUAGAAAUCA
Messenger RNA from Coccinella septempunctata (seven-spotted ladybird), 2303 nucleotides. Its product is annotated as sorting nexin-29. The record is from RefSeq and is a predicted model, not a curated record. NCBI's taxonomy places the organism in Eukaryota, Metazoa, Arthropoda, Insecta, Coleoptera, Coccinellidae. Gene Ontology annotation, molecular function: phosphatidylinositol binding. The transcript is spliced from 10 exons. The coding region runs from base 239 to 2143 and encodes 634 amino acids.